AUGCAAUGGCGGUCGCUGGUGCUGGGCCUGCUGCUGCUGAGGCUGGGGCUCCACGGGCUGCUGUGGUUGGUGUCCGCGCUGGGGCCCGGCCUGGGCUUCCACCAGCGCUUCCCCUUCGCCCUCCCGCCGCGCGGGGCCCCCGACCCGCCCUGGCUGCGGGCCGCUGGCGGGGAGCCGCGGGCCGCCGGGCGCUGCGGGCGCGCCCACUGGGGCUGCCUGCUCCGGGGCGGCGGCUGCGGCCCGGCCGGGGGCGAUGAGUACGAGAAGCGCUACAGCGGCGCCUUCCCCCCGCAGCUGCGGGCCCAGCUCCGCGACGCGGCCCGCGGCAUGUUCGUCUUCGGCUACGACAACUACAUGCGGCACGCGUUCCCGCAGGACGAGCUGAACCCCGUGCACUGCCGCGGCCGGGGCCCCGACCGCGCCGACCCUUCAAAUCUGAAUAUCAAUGAUGUCUUGGGAAACUACUCUCUAACUCUGAUUGAUGCACUGGAUACCCUAGCGGUAAUGGGAAAUUCUUCAGAGUUCCAGAAAGCGGUGAAGUUAGUGAUUGACACAGUCUCAUUCGACAAAGAUUCUACAGUCCAAGUCUUUGAGGCAACAAUCAGGGUUUUGGGAAGUUUGCUUUCUGCCCACAUAAUAAUUACAGAUACCAAGCAACCCUUUGGUGAUAUGACCAUUACAGAUUAUGAUGAUGAACUCUUACAUAUGGCUCGUGAUCUGGCAGUGAGGCUGCUACCUGCCUUUGAGAACACCAAAACUGGAAUUCCCUAUCCUCGGGUGAAUCUAAAGACGGGAGUCCCUCCUGACAGCAAUAAUGAGACCUGUACUGCAGGCGCUGGCUCUUUGUUGGUGGAGUUUGGCAUUCUUAGCCGGCUGCUUGGAGAUUCCACGUUUGAAUGGGUGGCACGGCGAGCUGUUAAAGCACUGUGGAGUCUUAGGAGCAACGACACUGGACUAUUAGGAAAUGUCGUGAAUAUUCAAACUGGCCAUUGGGUUGGAAAGCAAAGUGGCUUAGGAGCGGGUUUGGAUUCAUUCUAUGAGUAUCUAUUGAAAUCUUACAUCCUUUUUGGAAAAAAGGAAGACCUAGAGAUGUUCAAUGAUGCAUAUCGAAGUAUUCAGAACUACUUAAGAAGAGGACGGGAAGCCUGUAAUGAAGGUGAAGGAGACCCUCCUCUCUAUGUUAAUGUAAAUAUGUUCAGUGGGCAGCUGAUGAACACCUGGAUUGAUUCUCUGCAAGCCUUUUUUCCUGGACUACAGGUUUUAAUAGGAGAUGUGGAAGAUGCUAUUUGUCUCCAUGCCUUCUAUUAUGCCAUAUGGAAACGAUAUGGAGCUCUUCCAGAGAGGUACAACUGGCAGUUACAGGCACCAGAUGUCCUCUUCUAUCCACUGAGGCCAGAGUUGGUGGAAUCUACCUAUCUUCUUUACCAGGCCACAAAGAAUCCUUUUUACCUUCAUGUAGGCAUGGAUAUUCUUCAGAGUCUGGAAAAAUAUACAAAAGUCAAAUGUGGCUAUGCUACAUUGCAUCAUGUCAUAGAGAAGUCAAAAGAGGACCGGAUGGAGAGCUUCUUUCUCAGUGAAACAUGUAAAUAUUUGUAUCUGUUGUUUGAUGAAGAGAAUCCAGUGCACAAAUCUGGAAAUAAAUAUAUGUUUACUACUGAGGGGCACAUUGUGUCUGUGGAUAAACGUUUUCGUGACUCGCUAUGGCAAGAUACCUUCCCUGAAGAAGAGGAAAGGAAUGCCGAAAAACUAAAGCCUAACGAAUUAAAAGCCAUGAACUCCAGUUCUAACUGCAAUAGGGUUCCUGAUGAGAGAAGAUACUUGUUGCCGCUGAAGAGUAUUUACAUGAGACAGAUUGAUCAGAUGGUGGGUUUGAUCUGAAUUUGUUCUUCAGAGUAAUGCUUCAUAAUAUGCAAGGAGGAAAGUGGACUCUGAUUCUGAUACAAAUAUCUACAACUGUACACCUGCGAUGCGUCCCUACAUAUACUGAGUCACUUAAAUAGCCACUAUGUUUCUUAAGGAUUUAACUAUAAACUGAGAGGGAGAUCUUGAUAGAGUUUAAUCGUCUUCAAAGUGAAAUGUAGUAAAGCAAUGGGAACUCUAAAUACAAUUUGAACAGAGUUCUGUCCUGAUAAAAGUUCACACAGCAAAC
This is a messenger RNA of Emys orbicularis (European pond turtle), 2149 nucleotides long. It is a transcript of the gene EDEM1, whose product is annotated as ER degradation enhancing alpha-mannosidase like protein 1. NCBI's taxonomy places the organism in Eukaryota, Metazoa, Chordata, Testudines, Emydidae. Gene Ontology annotation, biological process: mannose trimming involved in glycoprotein ERAD pathway; carbohydrate metabolic process; endoplasmic reticulum mannose trimming. Gene Ontology annotation, molecular function: mannosyl-oligosaccharide 1,2-alpha-mannosidase activity; calcium ion binding. The coding region runs from base 1 to 1878 and encodes 625 amino acids. Gene Ontology annotation, cellular component: endoplasmic reticulum; membrane. The record is from RefSeq and is a predicted model, not a curated record. The transcript has 12 exons.